Uloborus diversus is the source of this 811-nucleotide messenger RNA. It is a transcript of the gene Vlet, whose product is annotated as COMM domain-containing protein 10-like. NCBI's taxonomy places the organism in Eukaryota, Metazoa, Arthropoda, Arachnida, Araneae, Uloboridae. The transcript has 8 exons. The coding region runs from base 127 to 717 and encodes 196 amino acids. The record is from RefSeq and is a predicted model, not a curated record.
AAUCGAGGGGGAGGGGCGGGGCUCCUUUGUUGUUGUGCAGUUUCAUCGCUGGUGUUUGUAUAGUUUUUAAAGGGAAAAGGAUGUGAAAUUUUUAAACUACUGGUUCGAAAUUUUAUCUCUUCUCAAAUGGCCUCUCAAAUGUUUAUAAAGAAUGCAAAGAUUCAAAAAGCUGUUGUAUUAAUCAACAAACUAGAGAACUCUAAAUUUCCACUGCUGUUAACCAGAAUCCUACAAAAGUUGUAUUCAAAGGAUGAAGUUUUCAAUAAAGAAGAAAGUGCCAAACUGGAAAUUUCCCUUUCUGUUGAUCAAGACCAACUAAAACUGAUCCUUCAAACUUUAACUUUCAUCUUUCAACAGGCAGCAUAUCAUACUGCAAAACCAUCUGUAUUGACUCAACAACUUCAACAAAUUGACAUCAAUGAGGAAAAGACUUCUUCAAUUGUUCAGACAUGGGUUAUUCAUGCUAAAAGUAUUACUGAAAAACUAAAAAAGACUUCUCUAGCUUCCAAACAGUUAACAGACGUGAAUUGGGAAAUUCAUUUGCAACUGGCCCAGUCUUCUGUGUCAAAGUUAAAAACUCCUGUUGGUUUGAUUGAGCUGAAUUUAAAGUCAGAUGAAGAAAAUGAAAAGCUUGCUAUGGAAUUUUCUCAUGAAGAGCUGUAUGCUUUCUACGAUCAGUUGGAGACAAUCCAAUCACAGUUGGAUGCUUUGAGGUAAUGUUGCCUGCUACCGAAUGAACCGAUGCAAUAUUCUUUGUUUUGUACUAAGAAAUGUGUAAAUACUAUAAAAAUAAAAAUCAUGAAGCACUAAA